Messenger RNA from Lemur catta (Ring-tailed lemur), 3420 nucleotides. It is a transcript of the gene ST3GAL2, whose product is annotated as ST3 beta-galactoside alpha-2,3-sialyltransferase 2. Bases 1158 to 2381 code for a protein of 407 amino acids. Gene Ontology annotation, molecular function: beta-galactoside (CMP) alpha-2,3-sialyltransferase activity. Lineage: Eukaryota; Metazoa; Chordata; Mammalia; Primates; Lemuridae. The transcript has 8 exons. The record is from RefSeq and is a predicted model, not a curated record.
UGCUGCUGGGGUCUCCGUGGAUGAGAGCCUGUGGGUGGGCCUCGCUCCUGACCUCGGAAGCCAGCUCUGUGUCUCUCCUCACGGAGUGCUUUCUGUGCCCCGGCUGUCCCAAGCUCACCUCCACUCACAAGCUUGUGGCCUUCGGGUCGUGCUGCAGCAGCCUGGCGCCUGGCGAGCGAGGGGAACCUGCCAGGGGAUUACUGUGAGCCGACGGCAAGACAGGCUGGCCUCAGGGGAGCGGGGAUGGGCAGAGCAGGCACCCGACCUCAGCCAGCAACACCAGGGAGGAGGCCUGGGCCCCCGUGGGGAGCUGGGCGCACGUUCGGCUGAUGAGACGGGGUUUGACGCGACACCUCGCGGAGCAGCAGCUGUUCCCAGCACCAGAGGACCCCACGCAGGAGCAGGAGCUUCGCGACCCCUGUGCACCUGCAGCUGGGGCGGUGGCCACCAGGAGAAGGGACCGGCGCCUCGGAUGGGAAGCAGCAGGGCAGAACCUGACAUAAGGAGGAUCUUGGUCUCUAUCGCAGAGUUUUCUGACACCCCCGGCACUUCCUGUUUUUCUCUUCUCAGGGUUGGGUUCUGGUUCCCCUCCUCUGGCAGAGGGGUUGGGCCAUCCAAGCUGGGGAUGACUCUUGCGGGGAACCCAGGCCCCCUGAAGCCCACGUGCUCUCUGCUGUGAUUGGAGGACGAGGGCUUCCCCGCUGCAGGGGACGAGGGGCUGCCUCGGUGUCUGCCCAUGAACCACAAGGACCCCAGCUGCUCCAGACUGGAUUGUUUCAAGCCACCGAAGAGGGGGCCCCCCAGAGCCGGCAGCCAGAAAUCCCAAGGGACUAGAGGGCUGGCAUGGACUGACCUCCCCCUCGCCAGGGCAGUGGGAGAGGCAGAGCCUCUGUGGCCCAGCUAGUGACCGAGAGACCCGAUGAAGCCCUAAGCAGGGGCCCAAGUGGCUCGGACAGGGCAGCCACUCCUGCUGACGUGCUUUCUCCUUACCUUGAAGGAGGGUGUGGGCGAGGGACCCCUGCCGCUGUCCCCUGCCGCGGCACGUGCCCCUAUGCCCUUUGCACGUGGUGCUGGAAUAGGCAGACUGUGCCGUGGCUGGCCCCUCAGUGGGCUGGGAAAGGAGUGGCCGCGGUGACGGCUGCCUGCCCACUGGCACCAUGAAGUGCUCCCUGCGGGUGUGGUUCCUCUCUGUGGCCUUCCUGCUGGUGUUCAUCAUGUCUCUGCUCUUCACCUACUCGCACCACAGCAUGGCCACCCUGCCCUACCUGGACUCGGGGGCCCUGGGUGGCACCCACCGGGUGAAGCUGGUGCCCGGCUAUGCCGGCCUGCAGCGCCUCAGCAAGGAGGGGCUCGCAGGCAAGAGCUGCGCCUGCCGCCGCUGCAUGGGUGACACGGGCACGUCCGACUGGUUUGACAGCCACUUCGACGGCAACAUUUCCCCUGUCUGGACCCGAGAGAACAUGGAUCUUCCCCCGGAUGUCCAGAGGUGGUGGAUGAACCUGCCUUCAGCCCAGAGUGCCCAAGACUGGGGUCUGCAGGGGGUGGUUGCCAGGAGCCCCACGGGGUACCCCUUGAAGGCUGAUUGGGAAGGAGCCCCUGAAGGAAGCCCUCAAAGGGUCCUGCCUCUUGCUCGGAGUCAAGGCCUUCAUUUUAUGGGAGAAGUCAAGAUGUUGCAGCCCCAGUUCAAAUCACACAACACCAACGAGGUGCUGGAGAAGCUGUUCCAGAUUGUCCCGGGGGAGAACCCCUACCGCGUCCGGGACCCCCACCAGUGCCGGCGCUGCGCCGUGGUGGGGAACUCGGGCAACCUGCGGGGUUCCGGCUACGGGCAGGACGUGGACGGACACAACUUCAUCAUGAGGAUGAAUCAGGCGCCAACUGUGGGCUUUGAGCAGGAUGUUGGCAGCCGAACCACCCACCAUUUCAUGUACCCCGAGAGUGCCAAGAACCUGCCCGCCAACGUCAGCUUUGUGCUGGUGCCCUUCAAGGCCCUGGACUUGCUGUGGAUCGCCAGCGCCCUGUCCACGGGGCAGAUCCGAUUCACCUAUGCCCCAGUGAAGUCUUUCCUUCGAGUGGACAAAGAAAAGGUCCAGAUCUACAACCCAGCCUUCUUCAAGUACAUCCACGACAGGUGGACAGAGCAUCAUGGGCGGUACCCUUCCACAGGGAUGCUGGUGCUCUUCUUUGCCCUGCAUGUGUGUGACGAGGUGAACGUGUACGGGUUCGGGGCCGACAGCCGGGGCAACUGGCACCACUACUGGGAGAAUAACCGGUACGCGGGCGAGUUCCGGAAGACGGGCGUGCACGACGCGGACUUCGAGGCCCACAUCAUCGACAUGCUGGCCAAGGCCAGCAAGAUCGAGGUCUACCGAGGCAACUGAGCCUGGCCUCGCCGCGACCCUCCCGGCCCAGACCGUAGGCUCUGGCGCGCGUUCCCGCCCGGGACUCCAGACCAGCCCAAGGGCGCGCUGCGCCCCGCCCCGGCUGUCAUCAGGCGAUCAAGAGCAACUCCAGAGCACGAUCUGGACCAAUCAUGCUGCAAUCCAGCGAGCGUCUGCUGUCCCCCACCAAUCACGAGACUCUGGGGGCUUCCGGGCCUGGCAACCAAUCAGCGCUGCAGUCGGGCAAAGCUCGUUUUUCUCAGCCAAUCAUGCGACUCAAGGAGAACUUCCGGCGCUGGGCCGUCUCCUCCAAUCAAUGGCCUCGAGGGGCAGGCCGGCGGCCGCGCAAUCCCCACUCCCUUGUGCUUUUGGAUAGGAUUUUAUUUUACGCUUACUUUGGAGCGGAGCAUGCUCCGGGCUUCGACAAAGUACUACUCUGACUCGACAGUGGGGAGUGUCCCCGUUGCUGGCUGGCCUGACUCCGCUGGGGCGCUGCGGAGGAACCCGGGAAGGCGCGGGGCGGGUGUCCCUCGGGGCCUCGGCGGGGCUUGCUGGGGGUCGAGGGGUGGCCUGAGGGGUUUCCAUGGGGCGCGCCUUCUCCCCAGGAAGAAAGCUGGCGGCCUCGGCAAGCUCUCAGGCCUCCGAGAGCACUGUAGACUCCACACUUCCCUUGUCCGUCAGGCCCAGAUGGGUGAGUGCAAACCCACCAAAGAAACGCAGUCGCGGUGACGCCCGCGGGCCCCUCCCCCUCCCCGCCUCGGCCACCCUAUGGAAUGGCCUCUGACCAGGGCGUUUCGUGUCUCACGGGAAAACUAGGGAAUUGAAUUCCCCCCUUGCUAGGGUGGAAUUUGCCUAGGGCCCAACCCCUGAACAUAGGUGUAAGAAACAGGGCAGGGGACAAGGAAGCUCUGUCACAUCCAAUGUAAGGUGCUUCUCACUCACGUGUGCCCUCGGCCCCUUCUGUUCACUCACAACCUUUUUAGUGUCUCUCCUUAGGCCCUGGGCCUCCUCACCAGCCUACUUGUUGCUCUGGGAAAAA